Molecule: messenger RNA, 1750 nt
Organism: Papaver somniferum (opium poppy)
Lineage: Eukaryota; Viridiplantae; Streptophyta; Magnoliopsida; Ranunculales; Papaveraceae
Exons: 2
Coding region: 139-1311 (390 amino acids)
Source: RefSeq, a predicted model, not a curated record
CCCUGAGAAAAAAUUCCUCACCGCAGAACCCUAAAAUCAAAACUGUAUUUCUUUUCCUUCUCAACUCCAGCCUCUACUCUCUCCAUCUUCAACAAGUUUUGAGAGAAAAUCAUUCGCGUCUUCAUUUCAUCCACCGAGAUGUCGUUACUAGACCUCAUCAAAGAAGCCGCCGCCGCUGCUGAUUCUGAAACUUCAGUCGAAUCAAAAUACCCAAUAGUUUUAAAUGCAAUUCCGAUUCUCAGCGAUUUGAAAGCUGCAAAAGAUGACACAGACGAUAUUAAACUUAUCAAACGUGUUGAAGGAUGGAAGGUUUCAGAAACCGAUACAGAAAUCAUUGAAUCAGGUAACAAGUUCACCAAAAGAUUGAAAAAGAAGCUGAAAAAUCGUAAAUCCUUUAAUACAGAUGAGUUUCUUGAGAUUUUGCAUUCUUUCUUGAAGAAAAUCGUGGAUCUAGUUAAUCUAUCUGAUGAUGAUCUUUCGAGUUCUGUUUGUUUAAUGCUAGAAAAAUCAGGUGUUUUUAUUGGUAAAAAUCUUUUGAGUUUGAUACUGGAAGCUUCUUUAAAGCUGGAGGUAUGGGACGUAUUGAAAACCCUAAUUAUUCAAGGAGUAACAUGUGUGGAUUUGGUUGAGAUUUUGGUGAGGAAACAAAGAUCUGAUUUGCUUUGUUUAUGUGUUAAACAUGUUUCGGAUAUUCAGUCUGAUGAUUUUGUGAGUAUUUUCAAAUACUUUCUUACUCUGCCUAAAGUUUCGAAAAAGAAUAUGGUUGGUGUAAAGGAAGAUUGGGAAAACCAGGCUAGUUUAGCUAUAGAGAGUUGUAGUAGUAGAAAGAAUGACAAGUCUUUGUUGGCGAAGGAAGCUUCGCUAUUACUUUGGGUAGCUUAUGAUGGGUUUACACCAGCUGAGCUUUGUUUGCAUUAUUUAUUUGCAAGUUCAAAUCUUGAUUCAUUGACAUUGUCAUAUGUUUUAUCAAGAUUGAAUGGGACUGAGAUGUUGAGUUUGAUUAAGUAUUUGGGGAAAUGGUUGAAGAAAUAUGAGAAGUUUCCUCAAGCAAAUCCGUGUCCGAAAGCGGGUAAGAAAUUGGGACUGAAAGCUUGUGAUUGGGUUCCUUCACUUAAAUCAAUUGUGAAGUAUCUUGGAUUGGUUUUGGAUGAACAUUUUUCUAAAUUGGUAUUGUAUACUGAGUUUCAAGAGGAGUUGAGAUUGAUUAAUGGAGUUGUUCAAUCUUUAGCAUCGGAAGCUAGAUUAUGUUGCUCAGUUGCUGAUGUAGUCGAGAACUUGAAGCUGGAAACUCAGAGUCAAAGGGAUGCUUGAAGGAGGGAAUGCAAGCCAUGGUGGUGGUGCAGUGGAAAAGGCACCAGUGUUCCCUACAAGGUACAGUUCUUCAUUGGUCAGCUGUAUAAAAAGAGAAUUUAAACGGAAGAGUUGUGGUGAGUUGGUGGAUUAACCAAUACAGGUUGUUGCUUCUGCAAGCAACAGUCAACAAGAAUCAGUAGACUAUGUACUCCUCCACUGCAGCUACACACAGAAAAUUUGGGAGUUAGGACUACCUCAUUGGCAGCUACAAGGUGCACUGGAACUGUCCAGCUACUGCGCGAGAUCAGCUAGAACUUAGAAGCUUGGGACAAUCCCAAAGGAAGGCAUACUGGCAGACAAAUUUGGCCAACUUUUCUGUUGGACAAUCUAGAGAGUCAGGAACUAAAGGGUAAUGGCUUUGAACUAGUGACACGUUUGGAGGACAUACUAGCUGAGA